Messenger RNA from Dibothriocephalus latus, 921 nucleotides. The record is from the annotation of a GenBank genome assembly. Lineage: Eukaryota; Metazoa; Platyhelminthes; Cestoda; Diphyllobothriidea; Diphyllobothriidae.
AUGCGUACUCUGCAGUUUGAUGCAGAUGUCCUAUUCGAAAGUCCUUUCUUCUCUUCUCAUAGCUCGAGGGAUCCUCUUGGUUACUUGUUUCAUCAACACCUUGGACAGGUCAGCGUCAAGAAAUGUUUAGUACAUUAUGAUGUAAUGCUUCUGACGGAGAAUCCCAAUUUGAUUGCUCUUAUGUAUCCCUACUCAACCUCAUUCGGGCCGCACGCCUCUGAAACCACUGAUUCUGCUUUGUCCCACAACGUACCGUCGCAGCAGGUUCCCCCUCCUGUUACUUCUCCCUUAAUUUACGCCCAACCGACCUCGCCGUUAGCACUGCCUCAGCGCAGUGGGGCCACCCACUUUACUCAACACCUUUACAAUACACCACAGAAGUCUACAACACCACGGAGUUUCCUUGCAACGAACGGCAGUCCUGAUCUUAUGUCAGUAUCGAUGCAGGCCCCAUCCAACACCUUUCAGGGUUGGCCACCACCGGUUAAUGCGAACACCAACAGCAAUGGAAAUAGUAGUACUGCGGGUUCUCGGUUUCCUCAACCACCGCGCCGAGGCCCGUCUUCACUAGCGACUCAGCCAGUUAGCUUUAAGACGGACUUCUCUUCUGCCCUCGCCCCUCAACCAUCUCACCUUUUCCGACCACAUCCUCACCUGGCUCCAGUUAGCCCCUGUCCUGGAGCCCCAAACACAAAUGUGAACGGUCUAGAUGCCUCCUCUUUUACACACGUAGACCCGUCAAAGGGCUACGGUUGGAGACGCAGUCAGUCGACCAAUUGGAAGGAGAGACCGCAUGUUGGGAAAUACAGUCUCAUUCGCACGAUAGGAAAGGGGAAUUUCGCCAAGGUCAAGCUAGCUCAGCAUGUCACAACGGGGAUGGAGGUGCGUUUAUAUUUAUUUUGUCUUGCCUCAUGCAGUUGA